Messenger RNA from Syngnathus acus (greater pipefish), 541 nucleotides. RefSeq names its product gastrin/cholecystokinin-like peptide. Bases 121 to 429 code for a protein of 102 amino acids. Gene Ontology annotation, cellular component: extracellular region. Gene Ontology annotation, molecular function: hormone activity. The transcript has 2 exons. NCBI's taxonomy places the organism in Eukaryota, Metazoa, Chordata, Actinopteri, Syngnathiformes, Syngnathidae. The record is from RefSeq and is a predicted model, not a curated record.
UCUCUGGCGUACCAGUGGCCUAAUCAAUCAAAAGCUAUUGAUAUUUGUCAUUUUUCCAGCUCAAAUGCUUCACCUGUGUUAUAAAAAGGGGAGCUGUUAGUAGACGUUUGCUAGGUGGUCAUGUCAGGGAACAGGAUGGUAGCGUUUGCGUUGGUGUUUGUUUUGCUCGCAUGUACUGCUGCUGCUGCUGCAACUGGGAGCAAAACAGUUGAGCGGUUCCAAGCUGGGAGGGAGGAAGCAAAAAGCGCUGCAGGCAGACAGGAGCCUCUGCCGCCACGCACGGUUAGACGGGCACACCUUUCCGAGGAAGAGCGUGUCAUUAUGGCCAAACAAAUCAUGCAAGCAAUCUCAGAGAUGGUGAGCUCCGACUGCAUGAUGGACCGUGACUAUCAGGGCUGGGUGGAUUUUGGACGGCGGGACGCUGAAUGAAAGCGGGCCGGCCGCCGAUGCUGCUGCUGCUUCAGUGUUCAACCAAUGAGCUGUUGUUGAUUUAAUACUCUUGCAAUGCCAUGAAUAAAGUUUUUUGCAAAUUCAAUCUUGA